This is a messenger RNA of Acanthopagrus latus (yellowfin seabream), 4865 nucleotides long. It is a transcript of the gene tacc1, whose product is annotated as transforming, acidic coiled-coil containing protein 1. The transcript has 14 exons. The record is from RefSeq and is a predicted model, not a curated record. Bases 327 to 3101 code for a protein of 924 amino acids. Gene Ontology annotation, biological process: mitotic spindle organization; cell population proliferation; cerebral cortex development. Gene Ontology annotation, cellular component: cytoplasm. Lineage: Eukaryota; Metazoa; Chordata; Actinopteri; Spariformes; Sparidae.
UUUGAAACCCAGCUGAUCAGAGCUGAGGUAUUUUGCCACAGAGGGAGAGGGAGCGUGACUGGAAAGGAGAAGAGAGAAGAGCAGCUGAAAUCUGUUCGAUUUUAAGACAGAAAAUAUUCAAACAGAAGACUCAAAAAGAAAUGUCUCAUUCCUUUCAUGAGAAACUGGAAAAUCAUGUGAAGAGAGAGGCUCUUUGGAAAGAUGUGAGAUCUGUUGGUAGGGUGGAAAUCUGAGCACAGAAAAGGAUCCAUCAGGUUUUGGAGACCAGCCCGGUGAAUCUUUGAGUCAACAGAGGGUUGAAGAAAACCCCCGGGGAAAGAGGAGGGAUGUCUUGGCUGUCACCCGUGUCAUGGGCCAAAUGGACGUGGACGGCAGUUCGAGGAGGAGAGGGAGAGGAGGAUGAAGAUGGGUUGGGGACCAGCGAGGAGAGGGAGCAACGUGGAGAGAGAGGAGAGGAAGAGGAGAGGGAGGAGGAGGAGGAGAGAUCUCAAGGCUGCAGCUCUGACUCAGAGGGUCAUUUUGGCACACCCGAAGCUGCAACUCCUGUCCACACCCCUCCCACCUUCCCAGGAGAGCUGGAGAACAACAACGCUGAUCCAGACAAAACAGAUGUGGAUAGAGAGGAACACCUGAUAGUGACUGCUCCUGUUUGGGAUCAGGAUAUUUUGAACAGCCACACCAUGGGUCAGGACGAGCCUGCAGUGCCUAUGGGUGGCCCACUGAAAGUAAACAUCCAGACCCUGGAAGCAGAACAAACAGAGAAUCUUCCAGAAGAUCUGGGCUCUGUGCCUGUCCCUGCUUCAUCCCCAGUGAAGGAAACGUUUGAAGUGUCUGAAAGCACAGCGGCAUCCUGUGAGCCAUCUCAAGCUCCAGUCCCCGUCCUACUUGCAGAUCCUGUCCUGGAACAGGCUCCAACUCCUGUUCCAGCUCCUGUUCUAGCUCCUGUUCUAGCUUCAAUACCAGAACCAGAAUCAGUCCAGGACAUUGAAACUGAAGUCAGCCCAGCUCUGGAGCUCCCUGAGCAGAAACCUGUCGCUGAACCAGAACCACAGUACAAUGGUCUCGACCAGACUGAGCCCCCUCAAAAGACUAAAACUGGCAAGUCAAAGCCUCCAUCUCUGAUGGUGAAGGCCACGCUGGACGAUCCUGUCCAAACAAAUGAGGAACAAGCACUUCCUGUUCCCAAGGCCAAUUACAAAUUUGAUCCUGACCAGCUGGAUGACAGCUUUAACCCCUUCAUCAGCGGUGGAUCCAAAAUCCCGAACUCCCCACCACCUUGUGGUUCAAGCUCUCUCCCCAGACUUGAACCCCUGGGUGCUUCAUUGCCUGUCUAUGAGGCCAAUUCAGCACCUGCAGCAGAGGAGGAGACAAUGGAGUCGUUAUCAAAGGCGAAACCUGUCGUGCUUGAGUUCGGUCUGGAUGAAGGGACAGUCAGCAAACCACCCCCCAGGAAAUUAGGUGGUAAAAAGACAAUCAGCAAACUCGCAGCUAAGAAGCAGAAGCCCAAAGGAUCAGCGGCCUCUAGCAAACCAGCAUCAGAACCCACAGACUCGCAACCAGUGUUAGAACCACUUUCUCAACCAGUAUCAGAACCAGAUUCUCAACCAGUGUCAGAACCAGAUUCUCAACCAGCGCCGGAACCAGUUUCUGAUCCUCUUCUAGAAACUGCUUUGCCAGGAUCAGAUUCUACUGCACCUCUUAACCUUGAUGAUGUUCCUAUUCCUAAGACGGGAACGUAUAACUUUGAUCCCAAUCAGUGGGACGACCCUAACUUCAAUCCAUUUGGUAGCAAUAACAAAAUGAGCGGCUCUCCAGUGCUUCCUAAGGGCUCGUACAGUUUUGAUCCAGACAAUUUUGAUGACUCUGUGGACCCUUUUAAACCCUCCAAAGCCCUGAGCACAGAGGAAUCAUCCAGUAGUGCCCCUCAGCUGGAGAAAAAAGUCAAAGAAGUGGGCAAACAGAAAGGAGGACAACCGGCGGGGGAGAAGAAAGUGAGGCAGAUUCCCAAGAAGAGCAAAGAGAGGUCAGCCGACCCCAGGAAGUCUGAGCAAGUCAAGUUUCUCUGUUUUCUGUUGAAUUCCUGUAAACUUCAGAAAUACGAUGAGAGCCAGUCCUUGGUGCUUGACGUGUGCAAUCAGGAGGAGGAUGAGGUGGUGGUUCAGACCCCAGAGAUCACUCAGCGAGUUCAUCACGCCACUGACGAGGAGAAGCUUGCCUCCACUGGCAUUAUGGGCCAGACAUCAGACAGCCUGGAGGAGAUAGGAGAACCUGAAUGCAAUAAAGCACCUGCGAAAAAACAGCAAACCAAGGAUAUACCUGUUAUAGAUGAAGUUCCUGAGAUUGCAGAUGACCUGGAGGAGAAGGACAUCUGCUGUUUGAAAGAGGAAAUAAGUGAGAUAUCCAUCAGCCAAACAACAAAGGUGACCAGCAGUGAGGCCCCAGACUUUGCAGCGCUGUCCCAGGACAAUAUCCCACUGAGUGAGAUGGACAAGGCCGCAGUGCUCACCCUGAUCAGAGAAGAGAUCAUCACUAAAGAGAUCGAGGUCAAUGAGUGGAAGAGGAAGUACGAGGAGAGCAGAGUUGAGGUUAUGGAGAUGAGGAAAAUAGUGGCAGAAUAUGAGAAAACAGUUGCACAGAUGAUUGAGGAUGAGCAGCAGCAGAAGACCCUGUCCUGUAGUAAGUCAGUCAGGCAGUUGACCAUAGAGAGGGAUCAGGCCAUAGCCGACCUCAACUCUGUAGAGCGCUCCUUCGCAGACCUCUUCAGGAGGUAUGAGAACAUGAAGGGAGUCCUGGAGGGCUUCAAGAAGAAUGAGGAGGUGCUGAAGAAGUGUGCGCAGGACUACCUGAUGCGGAUCAAGCAGGAAGAGCAGCGAUACCAAACCCUCAAAGUGCACGCUGAGGAGAAACUGGACAAGGCUAAUGAAGAGAUAGCCCAGGUACGUGCCAAAGCCACCGCUGAGGGUGUCGCACUAAAUGCCAGCCUGAGGAAGGAGCAGAUGAAGGUGGAUUCACUUGAGAGAGCUGUCCUUCAGAAGAAUCAAGAAAUUGAGGAGCUCACAAAGAUCUGCGAUGAACUGAUCGCCAAACUGGGAACAGAAUAAGAGGCCUUUAAAUCAAACUGCAGCAUUGAUGUAAAUCCAUACAUUAUCACAUUUAAGCACAGGUCCACCUUUUUUUUCUCUUUGCUCAUGUGUUUCUUUUUAAAAACCCAUUCAAAAAUACAGAACUGUCGGUAUUUUCAUCUUUUCACACUAAGAUAUGAAACCAGAACUAUAACUGAUCAUUUUGUUAUGCAUGUCAUGGCCGUUUAAGAAGCACAAGUUUAUCAUAAGAUAUGUUUUAUUUUGAAGGAGAAGCACCAUGACUUGGUGAUCUUUAAUUAAAGAUCUAAAAAGAGAUCUUAAAAGACUAAUUUUAUGGCUCAAAUAAUCAUUCGUUUUAAACUCUUCUUGGGAAUUUGUGCAUUUGAGAAACAAUAACUGCUAUCGUGUUGUACUCCAUUACCAUUUUAUACAGCAUGUUUUACACAAAACCGUAGGGAAUAAUGUGAGAACUAAGGGAAGGACGAUGUGGAUACACAGCACAGACAUCUUUGACCACAGUACGUCUACAUGUAAGUACAUGUGUCGAUGAUACAAUCAUCAGAAAGGACUAUUCUCUCUAUUGAGUGCCUAAACUGAUCAUAGUGUAUUAGUUUUCUGGCCUUUAGAUAUUUCUUGCUUCCAUUUCUUUUGUGAUACAGUGUAAUUCUUCUGCUUAUCUCUUUUUUCAUAAGCAAAUGAACUGAGAGUCAUACUACAGAAUAUUUCUUAAGUUGCCUUUGAGGCUGUUUGUGCUUUUUGUUUCACAGGAUUAUAUCUUCAAUGUGUGUUAAAGUCCUCAGUUAUGCAGAGUGUGAGGUUGAACCACAGAGUUUUGACAUCAUGCACAUUAUGCCCCCCCAUAAAUCUCUGGGGUUGUUAAAUAGCACUUAAGAGAAUCAUAAAUUCUGAUCUGUAAUAUUUUAUUCAUUUGAUGAUGGUUUGACAGUGAUGGGCGGAAAAUAAAGCCUGGUUUGAAGCUUAAGCAGUAAAAUCUUUGCUCUUAUUAUACCGUAUUAUUCAACCAUGUGCCAUGUUUAACUUUCUCGCUCUUUGUUUGAGUGCUGAGGAAGUUCCUGUUCUGUCGCUGCCAUGUAGAUAUCAUUGGACUGUAUUCAAUUCAUUUGUCUGUGCGCCCAGAUGUUGCUGAUGUGCCUUUAUUUUGGUAGAAAAAAAAAAGAGGUUUCGUUAGUUCCUUCCUGCAGUUUUCUUUCCAAACUCUGUUGCCAAAGUGUAUUGUAUAUAGUAUAUAUUGUGUAUGAUCAAAAUAACCUGAACAACAAUGACUUAUAAUUGGUUUUCAAUGUUGCUUUACCUGCAGCAGAUGAAUGGCAGGCUACUCUUUAAGAUCUGUGUUUUUAUGAGCAGACGUUCAUCAUGUAAAAAUGUCUUCAUUGCCAACAUCAGCAUUUGCUGGUCAGAUUGAACCAGUAGGAGCACACAAGUGUAUUUUUUGCUCAGAUUUGUCCCGGACAUAAAGGACAGAUUCCUUCUUUCACGUCAGCACAAUCAGUUGCCAAACGUAAUUGUAAAAUGAGAUGGGUGUCGAUGUGACUCUGUGUCCUGGUGUAGUGGUGUGACAUUAGUCUGAAGGUGCUUUUCAAUGCAAAUUGUUUUCAAUGCAAAUUGUUGCAAUUGUUGCAGUACAAUAUGUGUACAUUUUAUACUUUCUGAAAAGAGUUUUUGUUCCUAAUAUUUGUAAAUUUGAAGAUUUAAGUAUACUCAGAUGUAUGUUACAUGCUAUAUUUUGUGCAUUGAUGAAUAAAUGGUUAAGAUUUAAUAGUA